AAAUAGAGAUAUAUUCAUAUUCCACUGUUUCUAGGUUUUUCGAUAGUUUGUGUGCAGUUUUUGUCGUUUUGAUGCACUCUGAACCUAUCAGAGAUUGUUAUAUUGCCAGAGAAUACUAUCCCUUAUUCUAACCCAUAUAGUAUCCCCCACCUGCCAAAUAAUGCAGAAUAUCUCCUAUUUAAAGGAAGUAUCGAAUUGUACACUUCAAUAGGGAUACAAAGUGAUUCACAAUUAUACAUAAUACUUGCUGUUUGAGUUGGUUGAUGAAAGUGAAAUGCUUUGGUUCCCAACUCAUUAGGAUGAAUAGAAUUACUCACUAAUAGCGAUAUCAGUAUUGUUGAUGAUAAAGCUGAAAUCCAUAAGAAUGGACUCUAUGGGAAUGAGUAGUUGUCCAAUAUCAAGCUGUGAGACAUAUCUGGCUGAUUAUUUGUUGGAGACAACAAUCAAACUAUUACUUUUCAGAUAUAUAGAUAUAUGUAUAUAGAAGAUAGACAUUGAUAUCUAUCUAUCUAUCUAUCUUCUUGAAUACCUUACUGAAGUUGUGCUUACAAGAUAUCGCUCUUUGGAUUCUAGAAUAGACAAUAACAAAUCAUUAUGUGAUAAGAAAGUGGAUUCGUUCGAAAAAUACUUCACUACAUGUUCUAGAAUACAGAGAUUGUUGUGAUUCUAUAGGACAAACUUGUUAUUUUAUCGUUAACUUGAAUUAUACAAACAUUUUACCAACACAGUAUGGUGAGUAUGAGGACACAUUCCAUAUUCACCCUUUAUUGCUAAAGAUUCAAUUUUACACCCUUUGAAUCUAAUUCAAAAUAGUACGUUGAUAUGAAUAUCUGUGAUAUCUAAUUUAUUUAACCACAAUCUUUAUAACGAGUUCAUUUACAGUCCUUCCAUUAUGUUAUUUUGUAUAUCGUCAAUAUGAGCAAAUCUCUAUCGUUAACACGAAUAAAUCGAUUAUUGGAUAGACGUGAAUCGACACCAAUACUUUGAGGAAUUGUCUGGUAAUCUAUUGGAAUAAUCAUUUGUCUAUUCGAUUACAAGUAUAAUACUUCGAUUUCCAUAAAUUCCAUUUAGGAUAAAGCUAUGUUUAGCAAAAAUAAUGAAUGUUACAAUAUUUUCUUGUUUAUGAUAAAUGGAGAAUAUAGUCUUUUAACUCAAAAAUAAGUAAUAAAAUAGCUGAUAAUAGAUAUUCGAAUGAAUGGAUGGACUUUUACACUCUUUUCUAUUCGCUACACACUAAAUGUUAUUAUUCUGAGGUUAGAUGUAAGUCCAUGUUCACGAACGCGGUGCUGUCGCCGCAGCCGGCGCAGGCGGAGGCGGCGGGGAACGCAGGGAAAGGGGGAAAUGGGGAAUCGAUGAUGCAACCUCUGCAGAAGACGCCGGCGCCGUUGAUUGGGCCAGGGAAGGAGGGACAGGCGAGAAAGCCGCUGUUUGGGAAGUCCGGGAGGAGGGAGAGCGGAACGGCGAGGCUGGUGGAGGAAAUCAGCAGGAUGAACGGAUUGCUGGAAUUGAUUGCGAAGAACCAGGCGGCGAUGCAGAAAACGCUGGAGGGGCUGGAGAAAAAGGUUAAUCUCUGCAUGAGAGUUUUGGAUUUGAGCGCGCAGGAAGAGAACAGUGGAUGAUGUCCUUUAU
Messenger RNA from Blastocystis hominis, 1629 nucleotides. RefSeq lists its product as hypothetical. The record is from RefSeq and is a predicted model, not a curated record. NCBI's taxonomy places the organism in Eukaryota, Bigyra, Opalinata, Blastocystidae. The coding region runs from base 1200 to 1619 and encodes 139 amino acids. The transcript is spliced from 4 exons.